Molecule: messenger RNA, 2844 nt
Organism: Salvelinus sp. IW2-2015
Lineage: Eukaryota; Metazoa; Chordata; Actinopteri; Salmoniformes; Salmonidae
Product: protein phosphatase 1A-like
Biological process (GO): positive regulation of canonical NF-kappaB signal transduction; peptidyl-threonine dephosphorylation; positive regulation of canonical Wnt signaling pathway
Cellular component (GO): nucleus; cytosol
Molecular function (GO): protein serine/threonine phosphatase activity; manganese ion binding; magnesium ion binding
Source: RefSeq, a predicted model, not a curated record
GACAGGAGAGAAAGAACUGUAGAAAGACAGAGAAGGAGAUAGAGUGGACACCAUACAGACACAUACACUCCACAUAUCACAGCACAUACACAUUGAGACAAACGCUAGGAAUCCAGAAACUACGCCCACAAGCUAGGUGUACAAAGACAAGGAUGGCCACCACGAUUUCUGCCAGUAUCUAGUGAAGCCCACCUGAACACAACUCUACGGUCCAGAGUUGACACAUUGUCCACCUGCUCAGCGUGUCCAGCUAAACCCACUGCCCUGGACCUGCUGCGGGGGACACAGACUGGGAGAAGGAGGAGAGAGGGGAACAAGAGGACCAGUGCCAGGUCAGGAAAGAGACUCGAGCGGCGCCUCCGAGGAGCCAUGAGGACGGCCAGGCGGGCCAGCACCGUGGAGGUGCCCUCCUUCCUCCGCCAGCUAGCCAAGGAGACAGAGAAGAUGGUCACCUUCUUCUUUAAGGGGGGACAGAGGGAUGGCCAGGAGGGGAACGAAGAGGACUUCAGUGAUGAGGAUAACGGGCCGAGCGUCUACCUGGACCGGCCCGUCCUGGAUAAACACACGGCCGAGGGGAGGUCUCAGUGGGGGGUCAACUAUGCAACGGCCAGCAUGCAGGGCUGGAGGGCGCAGAUGGAGGACGCCCACACCUGCAUGCCGGAGAUGGGAGGGGAGCUGGCGGAGUGGGGCUACUAUGCAGUGUUUGAUGGACACGCUGGCAACACGGUGGCACAGUACUGCUCCCAUAACCUGCUGCAACACAUCCUCGCUACAGGGCGCGUAAAGGCACAGGAGGACCCUGACGACGUGAAGGAGGGGAUCGUCGAGGGCUUCCUGGCCAUUGACAGCCACAUGCACACGCUGACGCGCCAGGAAUGCUGGGAGCGCAGCGGCUCCACGGCGGCCGCCGUCAUGCUCUCGCCGCAGUACGUCUACUUCGUCAACUGUGGCGACUCGCGGACGCUCCUCUGCAGUAAUGGCCAGCUCAUCUUCUACACGGAGGACCACAAGCCCUUCAACCCAAGGGAGAAGGAGCGGAUUCAGAACGCGGGCGGCUCGGUGACCCAGCAUAGGGUGAACGGCUCCCUGGCCGUGUCCAGGUCCCUGGGAGACUUUGACUUUAAGGAGGUGGACUGGAGGUCCCAGACUGAGCAGCUGGUCUCCCCAGAGCCAGAGGUGUACGAGCUGGAGAGGUCCCCGCAAGACGAGUUCCUCAUAGUGGCUUGUGACGGAGUGUGGGACGCCAUCGGCAACGAGGAGCUGUGUGCGUUCGUCCACAGUCGCCUGCAGGUGUGCGAUGACCUGAGGGAGAUCUGCAACCAGGUCAUUGACCUCUGCCUCUAUAAGGGUAGUUUGGACAACAUGAGCAUCAUCAUCGUGACCUUCCCUGGUGCACCCCAGGUGUCACAAGAGGCCCUACAAAAAGAGGCCGAGCUAGAGACAAUCCUCGAGGCCAAAGUGGAAGAGAUUGUCAACUUGCUAAAGUCGCGGGACAAGGACCCGGACCUGCUGUACGUGAUGAAGUUUCUGGUCUCUGAGGACAUACCUGGCCUGCCRCCAGGGGGAGGAGUCACCAGCAAAAGAGACUGUGUCAUCUCUGCAUAUCAGAAGUUUGUAACGCCCUUCAGAUCUCUGGAACCAAUGGACAUCGGAGGAUCUGAAGAGUCCAACUAGUCGUAUCCAUGGAAAUGUAUUCUUCAGCCUCGCGUAUCCAUGGCGACCAUUUAGAAUUGGGGCCUCCGCUUUCCAGCAGAGGAAUCAGCCAAUAGCUAAAUAAAGAACUAUGGUGGGAGGGGGUGUGACCUGGGCCUGCCCUUAGCCAAUCAUCUCUUCUCUGUUCCUCAUUUACACUGUCUAUCAACAAGUCUACUGUACCAUCAGAAAAUAUCAAAUAGUUAGCAUUAUUCCAGCAAGGGAAGAAUUACAUAUUCCAAAACUAUUCUUUAAAAUACAUGAUAAUUAGAUAUAAUAUUUAUUAACUUUCUUACUUUACACUUUAAGGUGCCUGGGUAGUUCCUUUCCUUCAAGACUAGAAGCUUACGAAUAAGGCUGAUCAUGUUAUUUCAUUUAAAAUCCAACUGAUAUGUUUAAGCAGUGUGCAACUCCAUACUGCCGCAUCAAAUUAAAUUGAAAAAACACCCCUUCAACCAUUGCAGACCAGUAAAGGCGCCGAUAUGCACGUGUCCUGUGAUGUCAUGGCCUACACUAGAUAAUCUGCAUAAUCCUGUGAGGGAGCAUAGGUGACAUGAAUAGAUGGGUGUCAUGACGAUGAUGGACACAACAUCAUAUGUCCAAGUGUGUGUGAAUGUGUGUGCGAGUGAGUGAGUGAGUGGAUAAUAUGGGCUGUGGGAUUAUUAGCACACACACUGUAACCUUUUGCAGUUUAGAGCACAGAUGCUCACAGUUAGACACGAUUUAGACCCGUGUGACAGGUAGAGUAGUGUAGCUACAGAUAAAUUGUUCUUCUGUUUUUGAAAAUAAGUGGUUCUGCUGUUAGCACGUCUUCUUUUCAAUACAUGUCAUUGCGCUGCCUUACAAAGCUCUCUGUUGCUGUACAAUUACUUUAUUCCUCCUUCGGAUCAUACCAAACGGAUGAACGUAGCAGCUGUAUUCCAUGACAGAGGUCAGAGGUCAAAACGAGCUAGACUCGAGAUCAAACACUGCUGCAGCACGUCUGUUUUGAAUACUAUGAAAUCUCGGAGGAAGUGGGAUCCGAGAGGAUACGGCAGCGCAACAGAUUACCGUGAGAACUUUCACAAAUGUCAGUGAUUUGAUGACUGUAUGGGCAUCGCAUUAAAGCCCUUAAGGGGCAAUAAAUGAAUGAAAUAAAAUGACAUUCUGGGA